Molecule: messenger RNA, 921 nt
Organism: Neltuma alba
Lineage: Eukaryota; Viridiplantae; Streptophyta; Magnoliopsida; Fabales; Fabaceae
Product: zinc finger protein 1-like
Exons: 1
Coding region: 199-777 (192 amino acids)
Biological process (GO): negative regulation of abscisic acid-activated signaling pathway
Source: RefSeq, a predicted model, not a curated record
AAAAAGGCCUUGAAAAUGAAAAAUAGUGAUUCUACUUCACGGUACAGAGCAUUUUCUAUCACUGCAUCCAUCUCAUAAUACUUCUUCAUCUUUCUUGCUGUUCAACCAAACUCCAUCGUCAUCAUCAACAAAUCCUACAUCAUAUGAACAUUAUUUGAAAACAUCGUCAGAGCUGAUCAUUUUGCAGAGACUUGUUCAAUGGACAGCCAAGCAGACAAGACCCAGAAACAGACAGAAACAGAGGAUCAACAAUGCCAACAACGUAGUUCAUCUUCUUCUUCCCCUCCUCCUCGUCUAGAUCUAAGUCUCUCUAAUUACUCCUCAUCUGAAUCCCCCCAUGGCAGGAUCUUCUCCUGCAACUACUGUCACAGAAAAUUCUACAGCUCGCAGGCACUUGGGGGACACCAAAACGCACACAAGCGUGAGAGAACUCUGGCCAAAAGAGGACACAACAACGACGUUGGUGGUUCUGCUUCACAUGUUUCUGCAGAUUUUGGACAAAGGUAUUAUUAUUCAUGUAUGGCUUCUCUUCCUUUGCAUGGCUCCUCCCAUAACAGACCACUCGGGAUUCAAGUUCAUUCCAUGAUUCACAAGCCCUUCUCUACUUCCUCUCUUCAACCACGUCGUUUCCAGAAGAAUCAUCCAUUAUUCGGGGCUUCCUAUGUUUGGGCAGGAACUGAAUCAUCAUCAGCUUCUUUAACUUCUGGGACUCCAAAGUUUUCUCCAAGGCCUGUCACAGAGGAACUUCACAAACUUGACUUGUCCCUCAGACUGUGAACAGGCACACUGUACUGACAUCACAGUAUAUGCAAUGCUGAAUUGUAAUUUUGAAGUCAUACAGAGACACAUUUCCAACAUUUUAUGUAAUGUUUCAGAUACUUUAAAUGCAUUCAGGCAAAUAUCUGAGGUUGUGUUCUGGAA